AUGGUGCGUGCGACCAAGCAGGCUUUACUAAAGGAAGACGUUACAAGAGAGUACACGAUCCACCUUCAUAAAUACAUCCACAGCGUCGUAUUCAAAAAGAGAGCACCGCGAGCGAUCGCAGCAAUAAAGGCGUUCGCACGACGGACCAUGGGUACCGAAGACGUGCGAAUCGACGCCAAAGUCAAUAAGGAAGUGUGGAAAAAUGGCAUUCGGGGCGUUCCAAACCGUGUGCGUGUCCGGCUCUCGAGGAGAAGAGCGGAUACGGAUGCGUCCAAACCGAAGCUUUACACGUACGUGACACUCGUGCCGGUAACCAGCUUUCGAGGCUUGCAGACCGUGAACGUAGAUGAGUAA
This is a messenger RNA of Cyanidioschyzon merolae strain 10D, 354 nucleotides long. RefSeq names its product 60S ribosomal protein L31. Gene Ontology annotation, cellular component: cytosolic large ribosomal subunit; ribosome. The record is from RefSeq and is a predicted model, not a curated record. The coding region runs from base 1 to 354 and encodes 117 amino acids. The transcript has a single exon. NCBI's taxonomy places the organism in Eukaryota, Rhodophyta, Bangiophyceae, Cyanidiales, Cyanidiaceae. Gene Ontology annotation, molecular function: structural constituent of ribosome. Gene Ontology annotation, biological process: cytoplasmic translation.